AUGCUGCUGCUGAGUGAAGACGAUAUUGCCGAAACGUUAGCAGUAACUGCAUCGUCGGGAUUCCAUGCUUACACUUUUGGGUCAAAGCUUUCUGAUAGGUUGUCGCAGUUAGAAGUAGAACAAGAGCAAAAAACUCAUACUUAUUUUGGCAAGAUCAAGGAAUUUCUCAAAAUCCAGCUUUUGGGGUACCCCAACAGACUUGAAAGCUAUAUCUUAGAGAAUGAGCCCAACGAUUGUGCAUUGAUUGCCAAGUAUCGCCAAACUACAGAUAUUGAUUUAAGCAGGGAACCAACAUUGUCGGUUGACAAACUCACCUUGAAUACCUUGCAUAUUCCCCAUCCACUUGAAAGCUUCAUGAGAAACGAAACUCACCAACACGUUGAUCGGGAUGUAUUGGAGAAAGUGAACAAAGAACUACAAGAGAGUCCAAUUUUAUUUUUCAUUCAUGGGUUGGGAGGACAAAUGUCACAAUUCGAACCUUUGAUGGGUUUGCUCUCGCAAUGCGCAGAAAUUGUGUCCUUGGAUUUACCAGGUUUUGGUAAUUCAAAACCUGUCGAUAGACACCACAAGACUAUAUCCAAUAUCAGUGAAUUGGAGCUGAAACGCAUUUCCUCUUCUGUGGAGAGCAUGUCUUGGGAAGACUUUCUGGCCCACAAUAUUGUCAACAUCAUUCAUGCCUUUCUACGGCAACAAAUUCCUGAGAAAAAGGUCAUACUAGUUGGUCACUCCAUGGGUACCCAUAUUGCGGUGCGAGUAGCAAAAAAACUUUCAGAAUGCAAGGUCGAAGGUUUGAUUCUUCUUUCACCACCGGAUGUUAUUGACGAUUCAGUGCCUGGGCUGCAGGACUUGGAAAUUGGAGGACUAUCAUGGCUUUUCAAGCUCUUUGUUUAUCUUCCGUUUUUGUUCAAUUUGUUUCGAACUUGGGAUAGACUUCCUGGUUUGCAGAGUAAAAGUGUGCGUCGGCAAUUACCGAAAAAUAGUCUGUUAUACAAUAGACUUCGACAAUUUCGAUGGAAUUUGGAUAUCGAUUCGUCAACAUUGUUGAAGUAUGUUCGUGGAUUUAAAAAGAUAACAACAUCGGACUUUGUGGUGGCAAUCAACCGUUUCAAUAACAACAAGAGUGAUGACCGUGCUUACGAAAAGACGUUGUUGGUGUGUGGAUCUGAAGACCACGUUACUAGUGUCAAACACAUCCAUCACAUUGACAAGUUCUUGACCGAGACUUUCAACAAGAAGAUAUCAUCCGCAUUGGAAGUGAAAGAUGCUGGACAUUCAUUGUUGCUAGCCAAACCCGAACUAACCAGCGGUGUCAUAUUGAACCACAUUGAAGCAAAAUUGCCACAGCGAUUGAACUUGUCCCCUGCUUGGGUUUUGAAAGUCAAAGCACUUAUAUCAGGAGACAAAUGGGGUUUGAAAAAUGAAGAAAAAUGGUUGAAUUUGAAACCCAUAUCUGAUAAUAUAAGCAGAGGCAUAGAGAUUUCCCCAUUAUUGGGAAUGAAGACAUUGAGAGAGGGGGAUGCAGUUCAUUCACCAGCGGUAGUGGAGCAAUCUUAUUACGAACAAGGAGGUAUUGUCAGGGGUAAAUUAAUUGCUAUCAUUGACAUAUCAUCUGAUAUUCCUCCAUACAACCCACAAUCUUUCAAAAACAUUCGUUACUACAAAUGUGCAACAGUAUCCAAAGUUGUCCCAGAUCAAGCAUCCAUUCGUAGGUUCAUCAAUUUGGUGAAGGAGAUUUUGGACGAAACAGAUGAAGAGCAUCCACUUAUUGGGGUGCAUUGUCAUUAUGGGUUCAAUAGAACGGGGUUUUUGAUUUGCUGUUAUUUAAUUGAAGAAUUGGGAUGGUCAGUUAAGGACGCUGUAGAAGGUUUCAAGCUCGCAAAACCACCUGGAAUCAAACAUCCUCAUUUUAUAGAUGCACUAUACGUUAGAUACGAUACUUAG
This is a messenger RNA of Lodderomyces parapsilosis, 1941 nucleotides long. RefSeq names its product triacylglycerol lipase. Lineage: Eukaryota; Fungi; Ascomycota; Pichiomycetes; Serinales; Debaryomycetaceae. The transcript has a single exon. The record is from RefSeq and is a predicted model, not a curated record. The coding region runs from base 1 to 1941 and encodes 646 amino acids. Gene Ontology annotation, molecular function: protein tyrosine/serine/threonine phosphatase activity. Gene Ontology annotation, biological process: protein dephosphorylation.